Cavenderia fasciculata is the source of this 1425-nucleotide messenger RNA. RefSeq lists its product as uncharacterized. The coding region runs from base 1 to 1425 and encodes 474 amino acids. The record is from RefSeq and is a predicted model, not a curated record. The transcript has 6 exons. NCBI's taxonomy places the organism in Eukaryota, Evosea, Eumycetozoa, Acytosteliales, Cavenderiaceae.
AUGAUGAUUAAAGACAAGAAGAAAAAGGAUCUACUGUUCCUCAUCUUCAUCUAUGUUAUGUUUGCAGUCACCUCGGAUACCCUUCUCGUCAAUUCACAAGUAACUAUCAAUGAAAACGAAGGUAAGAUAAUCUCUAGAGCUAUCUAUACACAUGGACGAGCUAUAGGAAAGGAUUUACCAUCUCUUACCUUUAUGAUCAAACAAUAUGGAGUAAGUUGGACGUUGGUUGGUAAUGUUCUAUCAAAUUACCGAAAAAAUGAUAUCAAAGUUGUCAAUGGAUCGUUUACUCUUCUAUCAUUUCUAGUGUUGAAUACACAACAAUUUAACGACUCUGGAUUACCAGAUCAAUCUCUUUCAUCACUCUAUUUUCCAAAUUUGACUUCUCUCGUAAUCAGCUCGCUUCAAAAAGAUGGUAGUAUCAACAUUCUCUACAUGGUUAGGAAUCUAUCCAACCUCAAAACACUCGCCGUCAGGGGCCUAAGUAUUCCCUAUAUUCCCGAUGGUUUCCCAUUCACUUUAAACAAACUCACCGAAUUGUAUAUGGUACUAUGGUCCCGCUUUACCCAAGAAUAUAAAUUCAUUAUAUUAUCCUCAACUGACUGUUUUCUACGUACUAAUUCUUUCAACCAAUCAAAUGAUAGGAUGAUAGGUCAGUACAUCGAACCUGUGCCAGAUGGUUUGGGAGAGGGUCUAAUGAUAGAUGUGACUCUGGCUCAUUUAAGCUCCUAUUUCCCGUCGACUAGAUAUAUCCAUCGGUUACCAAACUCUUUAUGUGGCGCAAUCUAUUUAUCAGAUGAUUGGCCAGCCGACAACAAGACCCAAUAUGCAGCCGAUUGUUUCAAAUGCUUUGGAGCCCAGAUUUCUCCAUAUAAGCCUUAUGGUGGGUACGAAUAUAAGCUUGGAGGAUACAAUUAUCCUUGUGAUAUCAGGGUAACAUCAUUAUACUAUAAGACAAAUGAUACAGUUAUUAUCAAUGGUAAUAAUCUUCAAUCGUCUUUUCAGCGUGAUACUCCAUCGGUCAAUGGAGUGUCCAAUUUCAUCCUCAACAACCAAAUUUUAGAAUACAAAAGAGUUGAUUUAAAUGCAAUACAAGAUCGAGUGGUGUUGGGGUAUGGUGAAAAAAUAACGGUUUCCAUUCCAGUAUUAUUCACUCGAAUUAAUCUAGGCAGUUUUAUAACAAUCGAUCAACAACCUUUUGGAAUCAAUAUAUCAAUCAAUCUAAAUUAUAAUAUCAAUAUUCCCCAUACUAUGUUUUUAAAUGGUGUUGCUUGUAGAAAAGAUAGUGCUAUCUAUAUCAAAGAUAGAUUAACAUGUUUCUUUCCACUUCAAAUAUCAUCACAAUCAACUUUAUUGAAUUAUAAUAUUGCCAAUAUCAGAAAUAAUGAAAUAUAUCAAUCCAAUUUUACAAGACGUAUGUUAUGUUAA